AUGGAACAGUAUUUGAAUAUAGUAUGGAAAAAUUAUACAGCAUCACUUUCACACAAUUUUGAUGAUGAAAAUGUUUCAGGCGAACAAGAUGAUGCUUCAGAUGCAUUUGCUGGUAGUGAUCUCCAUUAUAAAAUUCCAUUUUGGAUCGGUGUUAUUGUAAUUAGUCUUCUCUUUCUAUCAGCUCUUAUUGCAUCAAUACGUUAUUGUUUUUAUACACUCUGUUCAUCACAUAGUGAAACAGAAAAAGUGGCAUUAGUGUCACCAAGAUCACCUUGUCUUACAAGUACUGCUAAUACAAUACAACGUCAACGACAUCAACUAUCGAAUACUCUUUCUCGUCAUCCAUUCGAUGAAAAUGAAAAACCGAUACCAAUAACAUUUCAUGAAGAAUUAAAAGAUCAUCGUUCAAAUACAUCAAUAGUACCUAUUGUUCGUCAACAUGCUCGACCAAAUUUUCCACCAUCACAUACAUUAACUCAACAUCAUCGUGCAGAUAUUGAUCUAGAUAAUAUUGAUAAUCAUCAUUUUUCUUCAACUCAAACACCACGAUCUCGUGCUCCUGUUGAUUUUCGAAAAAAAGUUCAUGGUAUUUAUGUUUUACCUGUUUCACCUGCUCUUUCAUCGUCAUCAUCAACAACCAAUACUGAUGAAAUCAUAAAAAAUAGUUCAAAUACAAUGCCUAUUCGAUCUCUAAGACAUAUAUCAUCAUCAAUUAAUGUUCAUAAUGAUUCCAUAUGUCGUGGAAUCAAAAAUGAUUGUUUUGCUGAUUCACCACAACCAAAAGAUCGUACAUUACCUCGAUCUCAUGCUGGUACAUUACGACGUACUCAACCACCACCAUCUCAACCUCCACCACUACCACCACCAACAAAUGUACAACUUCAUUUUAAUGAUAUUCGAUCAACAAAUGCGUCACAUAAUGACAUUUCAUCAUUUCGACAUCAAUCAGUUACUAUGGAUCUCGAUCCUGAUACUAUUGCACUUCGUUUUAAUAAUAAUCAAAAAAUAUAUGUUACAGCCGAAGACAACCAAUUGAAAAAACCUCCACCACCACCUGUACCAUGUCGAUCACAAAAACCAAUAGCUUUACCAAUUGGUUUUGAAGGUUUAACAACAACACAACAAAAUGAUAUAAUUGGUUUUCGAGUGCCGAUAGAAUCAUCUCCACAAGAUGAUUGUUCAGAACAUACAUGGCCAAAACCACCUGAAUCAAUGACAACAUCAGAAAUUGGUGGAUCACCACAACCUCUUCCACCAUCAAUACCAUAUGAUCGUCUACAUCAUGAUCAUUUAAUACCAACUGUACUUAUGCGUCAAAAUAGUACAAUUAAUUUUUUUCAACAUCAUCGAUUUGGUGAACAUACUAUGUUGACAGAAUCUGAAACAUGA
Molecule: messenger RNA, 1389 nt
Organism: Adineta steineri
Lineage: Eukaryota; Metazoa; Rotifera; Eurotatoria; Adinetida; Adinetidae
Source: the annotation of a GenBank genome assembly